This is a messenger RNA of Macaca mulatta (Rhesus monkey), 9698 nucleotides long. It is a transcript of the gene MYO15B, whose product is annotated as myosin XVB. The record is from RefSeq and is a predicted model, not a curated record. Gene Ontology annotation, molecular function: protein binding; ATP binding; cytoskeletal motor activity. Lineage: Eukaryota; Metazoa; Chordata; Mammalia; Primates; Cercopithecidae. Gene Ontology annotation, cellular component: myosin complex; cytoskeleton.
UUAUUGAUGGUCCUGUAAGGCGGGCACGCUGGGGAGUAGAAGGAGCCUGUAGCCCCUGCGAGAGCAGAGCCGAGGUAGUGCACUGCACAGAGGGUCACCGCGGGCGGCCAGAUCCCCAGGGAGGGGAGAGGACCCGGGCGUCACGAAGCCCGCUUCCUCUGGGCCAGCCAUGGGCAGGAACCAGGGCAAAGCGCCCCAGCGCCUGGCGAGGCCCGGGAGGCCGGCCUCAGGGGAGCAGGAGUCGGGGUCGGCCAGCGCGGACGGCGCGCCCAGCCAGGAACGACGAUCCGAUCGCGGCCAGGCGGUCAGGGCGAGACCAGCCGCCCAGCCCGCCACCGCCGGGGACCAGGGGACUGCUGGUGGCCGCAGGAAGCCCAUCGCAGAGGAGAACGGCGGCUGCAGACGCCCAGGGGCUGGGUCGCCCCCAGAGGCCCAGGAGAGGCAAGGCAGCGCGCGGCGUGAGGGACGCGGGCCCAGGGGCGGCCGCAGGGGGCGCCUGGAGGAAGGCAGCCUCUCCCGAGGAGAAGGGCGGGGCGGCCGCCGUAGGAGGAAGGGGAAAGAUCCGGGGCCCUCGGCUCAGCGGGGCCGCCGGGCGCCCCGGAGCCUCGAUGGGGACACGUCGGGUGGGGACGGAGGCAGCUCCCGUCCGGACAGCGAAGCCCGCGAGGCCCAGGAGAGCGGCAGCCAGCGCAUCGGAGCCCGGGAGCUGCGGCCCACCCUGGAGCCUAGGGUCACGGGCUCGGAAGGGACAAAAACCGGGCCGGAGUCAGCGCUGGAGCCAAGCAGCGACAGCCUGGACAGCAACUGGCCCCGCGCAGAUCCCUGGGGCCGGGAAGGGUCGUCAGGGACGGGGCCCCUUGGAGCCAGCGAGCAUUCCGGGGACGACUCCGACUCGAGUCUGCUGGAGACCGGACCUGGACGGGGCCCCCGGGCAGCUAUGGCCUCCAGGACCUUCGAGGGCAGCUCGCGGGCUCCUCGGGAUACCGGGCCGGCCCAGGACGCGUGCGACAACCGGGCGCAGCGGGGCGCCAAGCCUGAAACAAUGCAGGCCUCGACGGCCCGGGCUCCGCGCCACCCGGUUAGAAAGGCGGCGGGGCGGGUGCCAGCGGCGGCAGGGGAGGGCGAAGCAGGAGCCCCAGCGGGAGUGGGGCCGGAGGACCCAGCCCCGCUGGCGGCCCUCCUGGUGGUCCGCAGGCUCCUCGCGAGGUCCCCGCCAGGCACCACUUCCCAGGCCGUGGGCCCCCGCCGCGCUGGCCUCAAGGAGCGGCUCCUGAGUGUAGCGCGAGCCCUGGGCCUCUUGCGCUGGCUGCGGCGGCGGCUUCGGCUGCGGCCGCGGCCGCCAGAGGGCGAGGGGCAGGGGGCGGGGCCACGGGCGAGCGAGGGGUGGGGCCGCGGAAAAGCGUACGAGGGGCGGGGCCGCGGGAAAGCGGACGACGGGCUGGGUCAUGGGAGAGGAAGCGAGGGGCGGGGCCACGAGAGAGGGGACGAGGGGCGGGACCACGAGAGAGGGGGCGAGGGGCGGGGCCCUGAGCCCGGGCUGCGGCACCGUCUAGCGUUGCGCCUGGCCGGCUUAGCAGGGCUUGGGGGUAGGCCGAGGGCUCCUCCUGGCGUCCUCUCGCGCCCCCCGCAGGUCCGGACAAGCCCAGUCCCCGACGACCCUUUCGAUCAGGAGGACGGGACUCCAGAUCCCAAGUUCGCAGUCGUGUUCCCCAGGAUCCACAGGGCAGGGCGGGCGUCGAGCAGCCGCAGCUCUGAAGAAGCGUCCACAGAUGCCCCCACCGGGAAAGGCCGAAGUUGGCCUCGUGCAGGGGCAGGGGGGCACAGUGAGGGGCGCAGGGCGAGUGAGGAAGGGGUGUCCGGGCUUCGUCGCGGCUCCCUCCUCGCCCCGACUGCCCCCGACGGGCCCUCGCUCGACGAGAGCGGCUCCAGCAGUGAGGCGGAGUCGGAGACCCUGGACGACGAGCCCCCGGUGCACUGGGCGCAGGGCUCCGGUCCCCGCAAGGGUCCUAGGCUUGGCGCCGCUGUGCUGCUGCCCCGACUCGCCCUGGAGACCCGCCUGCAGCAGGAGGGAGACCCGGGCCUCCGCGGGUCCCUGAGGGAGCGGUGGGAACCCGAGGAUGAGGACGAGGCAGUGCUGGAGAGGGACCUGGAGCUAAGCCUCGGGCCGGGCCUGGAGGCGCCACCCUUCCCCGGUGCCGAGGGCAGGAGCCUCGGAGACGGCCUAGAAGACAUGGAGGACCUGGCCCGCUUGCGGCUGAUGUGUGACAGCUCUGUGCUGCUGUGCCUCAAGAAGAGAUUUCACCUGGGCCGAAUCUAUACUUUUGGGGGGCCCCUCUUGCUUGUUUUGAACCCCCACCGGCCCUUGCCUCUCUUCUCACCUGAGGUCCAGGCAAGCUACCACCCCAGGAAGGCCCUCAGCACCACCCCACAUAUCUUUGCCAUCGUGGCAUCAGCCUAUGACCUGGCUCAGCAUACUGGGCAGGACCCAUGCAUCCUCCUGCGUGGGCACAGCGGCUCAGGGAAGACAGAAGCCUCCAAAAAGAUCGUGCAAUUCCUAAGCAGCCUGGAGCAGGAUCAGACGCGGAACCGAGGGUGUCAGGUGGAGGAUGUGCUGCCCAUACUCAGCAGCUUUGGCCAUGCCAAGACCAUCCUCAAUGCCAAUGCCAGCCGCUUCGGCCAGGUCUUCUGCCUCUACCUACAGCAAGGGGUCAUCGUGGGAGCCUCUGUGUCUCAUUAUCUACUUGAGACCUCCAGGGUGGUGUUUCAGGCCCAGGCUGAGCGGAGCUUCCAUGUUUUUUACGAGCUGCUGGCAGGGCUGGACUCCAUAGAGCGGGAGCGGCUCUCCCUGCAGGGACCGGAGACCUACUACUACCUCAACCAGGGCCAGGCUUGCAGGCUCCAAGGCAAGGAGGAUGCCCAGGACUUUGAGGGGCUGGUGAAGGCACUGCAGGGGCUGGGCUUGUGCCCGGAGGAGUUGAAUGCCAUCUGGGCUGUGCUGGCCGCCAUCCUGCAGCUGGGCAACAUCUGCUUCUCCUCCUCAGAGCGGGAGUCCCAGGAGGUGGCUGCUGUGUCUAGCUGGGCCGAGAUCCACACAGCAGCCCGGCUGCUGCGGGUACCACCAGAGUGCCUGGAGGGGGCUGUCACCAGGAGGGUCACGGAGACGCCCUAUGGCCAGGUCUCGCGAUCCCUGCCCAUGGAAGGCGCCAUUGAUGCCAGGGACGCCCUGGCCAAGGCCCUGUAUUCGCGCCUCUUCCACCAGCUUCUGAGGCGGACCAAUGCACGGCUGGCACCACCAGGGGAGGAAGGCAGCACUGGCACCAUCACUGUCGUGGAUGCCUACGGCUUUGAGGCCCUGCGGGUGAAUGGCCUGGAGCAACUGUGCAACAACCUCGCCAGCGAGCGCCUGCAGCUCUUCUCCAGCCAGAUGCUGCUGGCGCAGGAAGAGGAGGAGUGUCGGCGGGAGUUGCUGUCCUGGGUGCCUGUCCGUCAGCCUCCGAGGGAAUCCUGCCUGGACCUCCUGGUAGACCAGCCCCACAGCCUCCUGAGUAUCCUGGAUGCCCAGACAUGGCUGUCCCAGGCCACGGACCACACCUUCCUCCAGAAGAGCCACUAUCACCAUGGUGACCACCCCAGCUAUGCCAAGCCCCGGCUGCCCCUGCCCGUGUUCACCGUGCAACAUUAUGCAGGGACUGUCACCUACCAGGUUCACAAGUUUUUAAACAGAAACCGGGAUCAGCUGGACCCUGCCGUGGUGGAGAUGCUUGGCCAGAGCCAGCUCCAGCUGGUGGGCAGCCUGUUCCAGGAGGCAGAGCCCCAGUCCAGGGGAGGGCGAGGCAGACCCACGCUGGCCUCUCGCUUCCAGCAGGCCCUGGGGGACCUCAUAGCCCGGCUGGGCAGGAGCCAUGUCUAUUUCAUCCAAUGCCUCAACCCUAACCCUGGAAAGCUUCCAGGCCUCUUUGACGUGGGACAUGUGACAGAGCAACUGCACCAGGCAGCCAUACUGGAGGCCGUGGGCACCCGCAGUGCCAACUUCCCCGUGCGUGUGCCCUUUGGGGCCUUCCUGGCCAGGUUCCAGGCCCUGGGGUCGGAAGGGCAGGAAGGCCUCUCUGACCGGGAGAAGUGUGGUACCAUCCUGAGCCAGGUGCUGGGGGCCGAAUCACCUCUCUGUCACCUCGGAGCCACCAAGGUCCUGCUGGAGGAGCAGGGCUGGCAGCGGCUGGAGGAGCUCCGGGACCAGCAGCGCUCCCAGGCCCUGGUCAACUUGCACCAUAGCUUCCACACCUGCAUCUCCCGCCAGCGCGUCCUGCCCCGGAUGCAGGCUCGCAUGCGUGGGUUCCAGGCCAGGAAGCGGUGCCUCCGGCGGCGGGCAGCUCUGGGACAGCUGAACACCAUCCUGCUGGUGGCCCAGCCCCUGCUCCGGAGGCGGCAGAGACUGCAGCUUGGGCACUGGCAGGGCUGGCACAGCAGCGAAAGGGCCUUGGAGAGAGUGCCAAGCAUGGAGCUGGGGCGCUUGGAGAUUCCGGCUGAGCUGGCUGUCAUGCUGAAGACGGCGGAAGGCCAUCAGGAUGCCCUGGCUGGGAGCAUCACAGAGUGCCUGCCCCCUGAGGUUCCUGCCCGGCCCAGCCUGACUCUCCCACCAGACAUUGACCGGUUCCCUUUCUCCAGCUUCAUCUCCAUCGGCUUUCAGGAGCCAUCCCUGCCCAGGCCAGGGCAGCCACUGGUGAAGCCCCUAACCCAGCUGGACGGAGAGAACCCUCAGCAUGCCCUGGACAUCAACAAAGUGAUGCUGCGGCUCCUGGGGGAUGGAUCCCUAGAGUCCUGGCAGAGGCAGACCAUGGGCACAUACCUGGUGCGGCAGGGGCAGUGCCGGCCAGGGCUGCGGAAUGAGCUCUUCAGCCAGCUGGUGGCCCAGCUAUGGCAGAACCCAGACGAACAGCAGAGCCAGCGGGGCUGGGCCCUCAUGGCUGUUCUGCUCAGCGCCUUUCCCCCACUGCCUGUCCUGCAGAAGCCGCUGCUCAAGUUCGUGUCUGACCAGGCCCCCAGGGGCAUGGCAGCGCUGUGCCAGCACAAGCUGCUGGGGGCCUUGGAGCAGUCGCAGUUGGCCCCAGGGGCCACUCGGGCCCACCCUCCAACCCAGCUGGAGUGGAUGGCCGGAUGGCGGCGGGGCCGCAUGGCGCUGGACGUGUUCACCUUCAGCGAGGAGUGCUACUCAGCCGAGGUGGAGUCCUGGACCACCGGGGAGCAGCUGGCUGGGUGGAUCCUGCAGAGCAGAGGCCUGGAGGUGCCUCCCCGGGGCUGGUCCGUGUCACUGCAUUCCAGGGACACAUGGCAGGACUUGGCUGGCUGCGACUUUGUGCUGGACCUAAUCAGCCAGACUGAGGACCUGGGGGACCCAGCUGCUCCCCACAGCUACCCCAUCACUCCUCUUGGCUCGACCGAGGCCAUUCCCCUUGCCCCUGGCAUCCAGGCCCCCUCACUGCCCCCAGGACCCCCUCCAGGUCCAGCCCCAACGCUGCCCAGCAGGGACCACACAGGGGAGGUCCAGAGAUCAGGGAGCCUGGACGGCUUCCUGGACCAGAUCUUCCAGCCAGUGAUGUCCUCCGGCCUCAGUGAUCUGGAACAAAGCUGGGCUCUGAGCAGCCGCAUGAAGGGAGGGGGCGCCGUUGGGCCCACGCAGCAGGGGUACCCCAUGGUGUACCCAGGAAUGAUUCAGAUGCCUGGAUACCAGCCAGGCAUGGUCCCUGCACCCAUGCCCAUGAUGCCAGCAAUGGGCACAGUCCCUGCCAUGCCAGCCAUGGUGGUGCCGCCGCAGCCGCCGCUUCCCAGCCUGGACGCAGGGCAGCUGGCCAUCCAGCAGCAGAACUUCAUCAACCAGCAGGCACUGAUCCUGGCCCAGCAGAUGACAGCUCAGGCCAUGACCCUGUCCCUGGAGCAGCAGACGCAGCAGCGGCAGCGGCAGGCUCGGGCCUCCGAGGCGGCGUCCCAGGCCUCACCCUCAGCCAUCACCUCCAAGCCCAGGAAGCCCCCCACACCCCUGGAGAAGCCACAGCAUGACCUGGAAUCAGAGGGUGGCUGCCUGAGGGAGACCUCCGAGGAGGCUGAAGACAGGCCCUGUCAGCCCAAGAGCUUCCAGCAGAAACGGAACUAUUUCCAGAAGAUGGGACAGCCGCAGAUCACAGUGAGGACGGUGAAGCCUCCCGCCAAGGUCCAGAUCCCCCAGGGGGAGGCGCAGGAGGAGGAGGAGGAGGAGCAGGAGGAGCAAGAAGUGGAAACAAGAGCAGUGCCGUCCCCUCCUCCUCCCCCCAUCAUGAAGAAGCCAUUGAAGCAAGGUGGGGCCAAAGCUGCAAAAGAGGCUGAGGCUGAGCCAGUCAAGGAGACAGCGGCCAAGGGCGGUGGCCAAGGGCCAGCCCAAGGCAGGGGGAUCGUGGUGCGCAGCUCAGACCCCAAGCCCAAGCGGCCACAACCCAGCAGGGAAAUUGGCAACAUCAUCCGCAUGUACCAGAGCCGCCCGGGCCCCGUGCCUGUGCCUGUGCAGCCAUCCAGGCCUCCCAAAACUUUCCUGAAGAAAAUCGACCCCAAGGACGAGGCUCUGGCCAAGCUGGGUAUCAACGGUGCCCACUCGUCCCCGCCGAUGCUGUCCUCCAGCCCAGGAAAGGGCCCCCCACCAGCUGUGGCUCCUCGACCCAAGGCCCCACUACAGCUUGGGCCCUCUAGCUCCAUCAAGGAAAAGCAGGGGCCCCUUCUGGACCUCUUUGGCCAGAAGCUGCCCACUGCCCAGACACCCCCACCUCCACCAGCGCCACCACUGCCUCUGCCCGAGGACCCAGGGACCCUUUCAGCCGAGCGUCGUUGCUUGACACAGCCCAUGGAGGACCAGGGCGUUUCCACCCAGCUACUCGCGCCCUCUGGCAGCGUGUGCUUCUCCUACACUGGCAAGCCCUGGAAGUUGUUCCUACGCAAGGAGGUGUUCUACCCACGGGAGAACUUGAGCCAUCCCUACUACCUGCGGCUGCUCUGUGAGCAGAUCUUGCGGGACACCUUCUCCGAGUCCUGUAUCCGGAUUUCCCAGGAUGAGCGACGGAAAAUGAAAGACCUGCUGGGAGACUUGGAGGUGGACCUGGAUUCUCUUACCACCACUGAAGAUGGCGUCAAGAAGCGCAUCGUGGUGGCUGCUCGGGACAACUGGGCCAAUUACUUCUCCCGCUUCUUUCCUGUCUCGGGUGAGAGUGGCAGUGACGUGCAGCUGCUAGCCGUGUCCCACCGCGGGCUGCGACUGCUCAAGGUGACCCAAGCCUCCAGCCUCCGCCCACACCAGCUGAAGAUUCUCUGCUCAUACAGCUUUGCAGAGGUGCUGGGUGUGGAGUGCCGGGGCAGCUCCACCCUGCAGCUGUCGUUAAAGAGCGAGCAGCUGGUGUUGCACACAGCCCGGGCAAGGGCCAUCGAGGCGCUGGUUAAGCUGUUCCUCAGUGAGCUUAAGAAGGACUCUGGCUAUGUCAUCGCCCUGCGCAGCUACAUCACUGACAACUGCAGCCUCCUCAGCUUCCACCGUGGGGACCUCAUCAAGCUGCUGCCGGUGGCCACCCUGGAGCCAGGCUGGCAGUUUGGCUCUGCCGGGGGCCGUUCCGGACUCUUUCCUGCGGACAUAGUGCAGCCGGCUGCCGCUCCCGACUUUUCCUUCUCCAAGGAGCAGAGGAGUGGCUGGCACAAGGGUCAGCUGUCCAACGGGGAACCAGGGCUGGCUCGGUGGGACAGGGCCUCAGAGCGCCCUGCCCACCCUUGGAGCCAGGCACACAGUGACGACUCGGAGGCCACCAGCCUGCCCUCCUCUGUGUCCUAUGCCUCUCUGUCCACCGACUCCCACAACUACACCAUGCAGGAAUUCGCCCUGCGUUACUUCCGGAAGUCCCAGGCCUUGCCGGGCCAGACAGAUGAAGGUGCUACAGGGAAGGACACAGACAGCCUGGUGCAGUACACCAAGGCUCCCAUUCAGGAGUCGCUCCUCAGCCUCAGUGAUGACGUGAACAAGCUGGCUGUGGCCAGCUUCCUGGCCCUGAUGCGGUUUAUGGGUGACCAGUCCAAGCCCCGGGGCAAGGAUGAGAUGGAUCUGCUCUAUGAACUGCUAAAGCUGUGCCAGGAGGAGAAGCUGAGGGAUGAGAUUUACUGCCAGGUUAUCAAGCAGGUCACGGGACACCCCCGGCCGGAACACUGCACUCGAGGCUGGAGCUUCCUCAGCCUUCUCACAGGCUGCUUCUCUCCGUCGACCAGGCUGAUGCCCUACCUGACCAAGUUCCUCCAGGAUUCGGGCCCCAGCCAAGAGCUGGCCCGGAGCAGCCAGGAGCACCUCCAGCGCACAGUCAAAUAUGGGGGGCGCCGGUGGAUGCUCCCACCGGGUGAAAUGAAGGCUUUCCUGAAAGGACAAGCCACUCGCCUGCUUCUUAUUCACCUGCCAGGAGGUGUGGAUUACAAGACGAAUAUCCAUACUUUCACGGUGGCAGCAGAAGUGCAGGAGGAACUGUGCCAGCAAAUGGGCAUCACAGAGCCUCAGGAAGUGCAGGAAUUCACCCUCUUCCUCAUCAAAGAGAAGGGCAAGCUGGUGCGGCCCCUGCGGCCUGCUGAAUACCUCAACAGCGUGGCAGUGGACCAGGACGUGAGCCUGCACAGCCGGCGGCUCGGCUGGGAGACCCCACUGCACUUCGAUAACUCCAUCUACAUCAGCACCCACUACAGCCAGGUGCUGCGGGACUACCUCCAGGGGAAGCUGCCGGUCAGUGCCAAGGCGGACGCGCAGCUCGCCAGGCUGGCCGCCCUGCAGCACCUCAGCAAGGCCAACAGGAACACUCCCUCAGAGCAGGACCUGCUAGCUUAUGUGCCACAGCAGCUGCAACGGCAGGUGAACAUGGCCUCCAUCAAGAACCUGAUGGGUCAGGAGCUGAGACAGCUGGGAGGACACAGCCCCCAGGAAGCACAGAUCAGCUUCAUUGAGGCCGUGAGCCAGCUGCCCCUCUUCGGCUAUACCGUCUACGUAGCGCUGAGAGUGAGCAUGCAGGCCCUGUCGGGACCCGCUCUCCUGGGGCUCAACCGCCAGCAUCUCAUCCUCAUGGACCCCAGCUCCCAGAAUCUGUACUGUCGCAUUGCCCUGAAGAGCCUGCAGCGGCUCCACUUGCUAAGCCCACUGGAGGAGAAGGGGCCCCCUGGCCUGGAACUCAACUAUGGCUCAGCUGACAACCCCCAGACCAUCUGGUUUGAGCUGCCACAGGCCCAGGAGCUGCUAUACACCACUGUCUUCCUGAUAGACAGCAGUGCCUCUUGCACUGAGUGGCCCAGCGUCAACUGAGAGGAGUGUAGGCCAGGGAGAGACGAGGGUGAGGCCUCCCCUGGCCCAAGUCUCACCCAGAUGGUCUGCCUUGGAUGCUAUCAGACCACUGUUCCAGAACCUGCCACAGCACAGCCCAGCCGGCCCACAUGCAGGCCAUGAGGCAGGGGCUGCUAUCACGUCACCAACAGGCAAAGAAAACAGCCAGAGCCCCUCCAGGACGGCCUGGGCCCAAAGAGGGCUGCAGGAACUCGCCUGGGGAAUCUGAGGUUGCCUAGUCUGAGGGAGACGCCCACCGGCCCCAGGCUCCGCCCAGGCCCCACAUUAGCACAAUCCCAGGCAUGGGAGAAACAGCUGCUGAGGAAAUAAAACUCCCCGGAGAAAA